Blepharisma stoltei is the source of this 255-nucleotide messenger RNA. The record is from the annotation of a GenBank genome assembly. NCBI's taxonomy places the organism in Eukaryota, Ciliophora, Heterotrichea, Heterotrichida, Blepharismidae.
AUGAUGAUGAUGAUGAUGAUACUCUCUCUCGAGCCAAACAGCAUGGUUCUCAGUGAAGAUCACUCCAUUCGUCCCUGCGGAAAAUGUCUUUCAAGCCGCCCUGUUCUCAUAUUCAGUGCUUGCUGCUCAUUCCAUCCAGAGUGUAUCAACAACUCAGUUGAACUCUGUCCAAAUUGUAGAAGCCACGCUUUGACACUUAGAACAGAUCCAAGCCAUAGGGAAAGAAUCCUUAAUGAAGAGAUAAGAGACCCAUAA